Molecule: messenger RNA, 2259 nt
Organism: Aspergillus tubingensis
Lineage: Eukaryota; Fungi; Ascomycota; Eurotiomycetes; Eurotiales; Aspergillaceae
Product: putative MFS efflux transporter
Exons: 5
Coding region: 1-2259 (752 amino acids)
Biological process (GO): transmembrane transport
Molecular function (GO): transmembrane transporter activity
Source: RefSeq, a predicted model, not a curated record
AUGUCAAACAAUCAGCAAGAUCAAGCGACUCUGGUGGCAGCAAACCAGCCUGCCACUGAAGGCACACCCCUGCUGGCUGAACAGCCCGCGAAGAAGCCAUACUCGAUUUUUACACCUGGCCAGAAACGGCUCAUCAUCCUAACCGCCGCGCUUGCGUCCAGUUUCUCACCACUUUCCGCUAACAUCUACUAUCCAGCUCUGAACUCCAUUGCUGCAGACUUACAUGUCACUAGCUCGCAGAUUAACUUGACAAUCACAACAUACAUGCUAUGUCAAGGUCUCGCCCCGGCCUUCAUGGGAUCCUUCGCCGACCAAGCCGGCCGUCGACCAGCAUAUAUCCUUUGUUUUGCCGUCUAUAUCACAGGUAAUAUCGCGCUCGCCUUGCAGCACAGCUACCCGGCACUGCUGAUCCUUCGCGCCAUCCAGAGCUGCGGUAGCAGCGGCACCGUCGCGCUCGCUUCUGCUGUGGCUGCAGACGUGAUAACAUCCGCUGAGCGCGGUACAUAUAUGGGAAUCACGUCUCUAGGGAUCAUCCUCGCGCCGUCUGUUGGACCCCUGGUUGGGGGGAUCCUAAGUCAGUACCUGGGUUGGCAGGCCAUUUUCUGGUUUCUUGCAAUAACAUCUGGGGUAUUUUUUGCCCCCCUCCUCAUCUUCUUCCCGGAAACAUGUCGCAGGAUGGUAGGUGAUGGCUCCAUUUCACCAAACGGCUGGAACCAGUCUGGCCUGGCUUGGUACAGACAUUGGCGCAAUCCAGCACCCGCGACUACCAGUCCCCCGGGCCAGAAAUCUUCGAGCAUUGCCCUUCCUAAUCCACUAACCACGUUGCGUCUUCUUUCGCACCGCCCAACCGGGCUCGUCUUACUGUCCAAUGGCCUUCUCUUUGCCAGCUACUACGCCGUCACUGCUGGAAUCCCAUCACAGUUCAAGGAGACCUACCAUCUGAAUGACUUCGCAAUCGGAUUGGUCUUCGUUCCUGCUGGCGUGGGAUCCCUUCUAAGCACAACUUUCAGCGGGCUCCUGCUCGACUGGAAUUAUCGGCGCCUACGGGAGCAGUUUGGGUCUCCGAUUCUCCAAGCGCACCACCACGGAGCAUUUCCAAUUGAGCGGGCCCGAAUCCAAAUUUGUCUCCCAUUGACGCUUCUAGCAGCCUUGUCUAUCCUAAGCUACUCCGCGCUCAUGAGCCUAGCCACGCCGACCCUCUCCCACGCCCUUGUCCUCAUCUUCGCCAUCAGCUUCUCCAUCACAGCAGCCUACAAUAUCAUGAAUAUUCUUAUUGUGGAUUUGUACUACAGUACACCCGCCACAGCUAUGGCGGCGAAUAACCUGGUGCGGUGCUUUCUAGGAGCAGCAGCAACAGGACUAGUGCAUCCAGCCAUGUUUCUACCGCUACACCUAGUACCUACCAUUCCCAAAACCAUUAUGAACUAUUAUCUCCUCAUCUCCCUCCUCAUGCCUCUAGCCAGUACCCAAAUCAUCGACCCUCUUCCACACUAUCCCCAAACCCUCCAUCUCCACUACCCCAACACCCCAUGGAUCCAACCCGGCGACACCCUCCAAAUACUCGACACGAAGCCCCUCCCAAUCCUCAGCACCCAGCAACUCCCACUGCACCAAACCUACAUCAUCCUCUUCCUCGACCUCGACGUCCUCUACAACCACACCACAGCAACCGUCAUCCUGCACUGGUACCAGCCCGACCUAAUCCCAUACCCCAACAACACCAACAUCCUCCUCCCAAACCCCCAAGUCCCCACCAGAAAAUCAGCACCUUACAUCGGCCCCCAACCCCCUACCAACUCUCACCACCGAUACCUCUACCUCCUGUACACUCAACCACCCAACUACACCUUCCCAGAAUGUUUCGAGCACAUAUUCCCCCCUACAGCGGAGGCACGAGCGGGAUUCGACAUGAAGCUCUUUGUAGAUGCAGCGGGACUGGGGACGCCCGUAGCGGGGAAUUGGUUUUACGUUAGAAAUGAGGUGGACUUGCCUACUGGUAGUGGGAGUGAGGGAGGGGUGGCUAUGUCUACGAGUAUGAGUACGGCUACAACGACGACGACUUCGAUGAGGUGGGUUGAAUGCGAUUUGAGCAGCAGCAGCAGCAGCAUUGGUACUUCUGUUCUCACUACCAGUACUUCUAUUGCUGCUACCACUACAACAACACUUCCACCCACCGACUCCCCGACAGAGACCACGCUAGCAAUGAGUAACAACUUCUUCGAAGAAAGCCAGGUCCAGGCCCAGGCCCGACUCAGCUAG